AUGGAAAGUCAGAAUACAUCUAGUAAGAGUCCGGAAAUAGUGAAAAACGCCACAGAACUAGUUUAUCUCUUGGUGAUUGCCCUUGUGAUGGAUUCCUUCACAGAUAUUGAUAUCUUUGGUGACCUUCAGGAUGCCUAUAACAACCGCAAAGUCCCUGUCUAUAUCCUUCUUGACCAGGACUUUCUACCCCAUUUCUUGGAAAUGUGCAAGAAUUUAGGAGUUUGUCCUGAGCAGGAAAGCCUGAUGAGAGUUCGAACCCUCACUGGGAACACGUACUAUAUGAGGUCAGGUGCCAAAAUUGUUGGGAAAGUCCAUGAGAAGUUCAUGUUAAUUGAUGGCAUUAGAGUGACAACGGGCUCCUACAGUUUCACCUGGUCCGAUGGGAAGCUGAACAGCAGUAACUUGCUGCUGUUGUCAGGUCAAGUAGUUGAACAUUUUGACCUGCAGUUCAGGAUUCUUUAUGCCCAGUCGAUGCCCAUCAACCCGAAGUGGCCGUCCAGCUGCAGGAACAGUGGGAUAUUUGAUCACCUGGUGAACAGAAUAGAGUCCCCUAAAGAAUAUACCGUGGAAGGCAACUUGAGAGCAGAAUUUGCCAGAUUGUCUAGUACUCCAAAGAAAUUGUUGAAAGAACUAGAUCAGGCCGAAGAUACUCCUGGAGGCAAACCUUGUAACCUGGGGCAUUCUUCCCUCUGUGAAGAGGAGUGGUUCAGCGAUCAAGAGGCCAUGGUGGAACGGAAAAGCGCAUCGACUCAAACUGGCCCAUGGGAAGAGAAGCCUGUGGUGACAGCGUGUAAUGCUGCCACGCAGACCCACGCUGUAACGGCAGAAACUGGCACUCAGACUUCUGUUGCUGCUAGAAUGACGGGCACUCAGACUUCAGUUUUGCUGAAGACUGCAGUGACACAGACAAAGGAAGAUGAGUACACAGAAACACCCCUGCUUCACAGAAAGCUGUCAAAAGAAGGAUCUUCUCUGUCUGGAAAGGCUGUAUCAAGUUCUAGUCUGCGAUCGCUGUCUUCGUCAUCAUCGCAGUGCUCUCUUGCAAGCUCUACUGGCUCACUAUCUUCUAUCCGGUCCUUUGAAUAUUCUAGCAGUCACAGGGCAGACUAUUUCCAAAAACUGCAUAAAGAGAGGCAAUUCCACUACUCCACUAUCAGGUCAAAGCUUAGCCACAUGGUGGAUAUCCUAUCCCGGAGGGGACAUGCGCCUGUAAACUACACGACCCAAUACACCGGCAGAUGCAAUCUAAAACAGAGGCGCGACAUCAGUGCCAGCCUGCGCAGCCUCCGGGACGUCUCACUCUUUUCUCUGAAUAAAUGA
Pygoscelis adeliae (Adelie penguin) is the source of this 1320-nucleotide messenger RNA. Its product is annotated as protein FAM83D-like. The transcript has 4 exons. NCBI's taxonomy places the organism in Eukaryota, Metazoa, Chordata, Aves, Sphenisciformes, Spheniscidae. The record is from RefSeq and is a predicted model, not a curated record. Gene Ontology annotation, cellular component: mitotic spindle pole; cytosol. Gene Ontology annotation, biological process: protein localization to mitotic spindle; regulation of ERK1 and ERK2 cascade; positive regulation of cell cycle G1/S phase transition. Bases 1 to 1320 code for a protein of 439 amino acids.